AAAAGAAACAAAUUUUGUGUAAUAACAUUUAAUCAGAUUGAGAAAGUUAAGUAGACUCGAUCAAUGUCAAAGAAAUAAAUGUUGAAGUCGUUUUUCGUUGUAGAGUAGAAAAUAGUAUUACUUUUAUGUAACGAAACGAGAAUUCAAAAGGAAAAGCAAAAAAGAACAAGAAAUAAAACUACAUGAAGGAAAGAAAACUUAACGAUACGUUCAACAGAUGUUUUUUUUUUUUUAGAAUAUAAACGAUUUGGAGCCGUUUUAAAUUACCCACCUCUUUUGUAAGCACUUUUUGAGAAAGAAAAGUACGUUGCAAUUUCAGUUUAGAUUACGGUCUUGUUAACCGCAAAGCGUAACCUUAAAAGAAUAGGAUAAGGUUCCGCUUUUUCCGAUACUUCUAAUAACUUUUCGUCUAAACAGAAAGCGAAGUAAAAAAAUGUUAUAGAGAAUUCUGAAUGUUAUUUUUUUUUUUAAUUUGAGUUUUUAUUAAAAAACAUCAACUAAAGUUGAGCAUAAACAGUAUGAAGGUAACUAAAAUCUAAAAAGGUUGAGAAAGCCUUUUAAGUUUUAAGUGAAAUAUUACUUGAAGUUUUACUUCCAUCGGAAGAAGGAAAAAGCAACUCCCCUUCAACACUUAACCGUAUCCAUUCGAUCUAAGAUAGAGCGUUUUUAAUUAAACACAAGAGUGCCGCUGAAAUCUUGAUUUACAACCCCCGACAGAUGUUUUUUAACGUAAAAAUUUUGAAAUGAUUUGAGCAGGAAACAGAAUCACAAAAACAAAUAAAAUAAAGAGUAGUAAGUAUUUGACCCUCGUUUUAGUUAUUACAGUUACGACAGAAACAUAAUAAAACUUAAUAAAAAAAAUACGUACUCACCCUCAAUCUCUGCCAUCUCGUACAAUACAAGCACCCCUUCUUGAUCUAAUCCUUAUUUACUGCGGACUGCGUGUAGGUAAGAAAACCUUCGCAGUGUCGUCAAUUACGGUCUUCCUUCUUGUUGUCGAGUUAUUGCGACGAUAAAACGCGAUUUUUUACCUAGUAUAAAGCUACUGCUGUAUGGAGUACUGACUCUUACAUUAUUCGAUAAGAAAUUACAUUGUAUGGGUACUACAUAGAAUUAUUAUUUUUGUUAUAGGGUGCGAUAUUUAUAUUGGAGAUUUUAAAUUUAUGUAUGCUGUUGGAAGAAGCACUAAUUAACUCAUUAACUUCUGAAACCAAAUUGUUUGUCAGUUUUAGGAAGAGGAGUCACCAGACCAUCAUUGAAAAGAAUCUGACAAAGAGCAAAAUACGAGGACAACACAGCCUAACCAUAUCUAGAGAAAUAUCAUUCGAACCAACACUAGUAGACUUAAACAAGAGUAGAAAUCGCUCAAUAGAAUCCACGGACGCUUCUUUGAAGGUAGUGAUCAAGAUUUAAUCGAGUACUCAGCAAUUCGUGCCAAUUUUGGCAAGAUGUUGAAAUGUAUAAUGAGAAAUGGACUUAUUGGUAGCGUCUUGGUUUUGGUCUUACCUUUCUCAUCGUUCUCUUAACCAUGCUUUCACAUCUCUCACUUUGUUCGAUACUUUUCUUCCUUCUCUCAACAAUUUUCAACGCUGAAUCGAAAGAGUCGUACGUAAGUGGAAGAAACGAUGAUCGUCAAAUGGAUAGUAGAUCGUCAAGAGAUUCCGAUCGUAACAUCCGCCGCGUUUUGGAUAACAACAGCAUCCGAUUUGGAAGAAGAAGCGAUUUACCACCUUUAUUCAAUCGUUAUCAAUACGACGACGACGAAGACGACGACAUUCAAACAAGAACUCAAAGAGCUGGUUUAAAUCACCUUCGUUUUGGAAAAUCCGGAAAUAAUAAUUUCUUACGAUUCGGACGUAAUCAAAAUGACACAUCCGGAGUUGAUUCUAGAAUUCAAAGAGGGGGUAAUUCAAAUUUCUUUCGAUUUGGACGUCGUUUUAACGAUAAUCACAUGAGAUUUGGAAGAACCGAUAAUUACAUGAGAUUCGGGAGAGGUCAAAAUUUUAUGCGAUUUGGAAGAACUUUAAGUACUAAAAGAUCCGAUAAUAAACGACCUACCGAUAACUUUAUGAGAUUUGGCAGAGAUUAUGAAGACGGCGACGAAAACGAAGAAGAAAUCAAAAAUGAUUUAAGCGACGAUUUACGUUUAGCCGCCUUCUUAAAUGGAAUCGCUUGUAAGACGGAAAAUUCCAACGAAACACAGUAAAAAAGAAUCAAAUGCAAAAAAUGAAACGUUUGAUGACGCAAAAUAAUCGGAUUUUUUUUCGUGGCUGGAAAAGUUCCGAUUAUUACUGUUUGAAAAAGUUUCCGUUAUCGAUGUAUAUUUUGUAACUCCGUGUAUACUUUAAAAUUUAAGCAUAGUUAUAUGUGUUAUAAAAUGACGAUAAUAAAAUAUAUUAAACGAUGCCUAAAGCCGUGGUCUUAAA
This is a messenger RNA of Onthophagus taurus, 2426 nucleotides long. RefSeq names its product FMRFamide propeptide. The record is from RefSeq and is a predicted model, not a curated record. NCBI's taxonomy places the organism in Eukaryota, Metazoa, Arthropoda, Insecta, Coleoptera, Scarabaeidae. Gene Ontology annotation, biological process: neuropeptide signaling pathway.